Messenger RNA from Mustela lutreola (European mink), 366 nucleotides. RefSeq names its product small nuclear ribonucleoprotein G-like. Gene Ontology annotation, molecular function: RNA binding. Gene Ontology annotation, cellular component: U2-type prespliceosome; spliceosomal tri-snRNP complex; catalytic step 2 spliceosome. The record is from RefSeq and is a predicted model, not a curated record. The coding region runs from base 27 to 257 and encodes 76 amino acids. Gene Ontology annotation, biological process: mRNA splicing, via spliceosome; spliceosomal snRNP assembly. The transcript has a single exon. NCBI's taxonomy places the organism in Eukaryota, Metazoa, Chordata, Mammalia, Carnivora, Mustelidae.
AUCUUUGAGCUUGCAGAGUAGACACCAUGAGCAAAGCUCACCCUCUCGAGCUGAAAAAAUUUAUGGACAAUAAAUUAUCAUUGAAAUUAAAUGGUGGCAGACAUGUUCAAGGAAUAUUGUGGGGGUUCGAUCCAUUUAUGAAUCUUGUGAUAGAUGAAUGUGUGGAAAUGGCAACUAGUGGGCAACAGAACAAUAUUGGAAUGGUGGUAAUACGAGGAAAUAGUAUCAUCAUGUUAGAAGCCUUAGAACGAGUAUAAACAAUGGACGUGUUUGUUCAUCAGAAGAAUCAACUGCUUCCACAUGUCCCCUCUCCAUAGUACCUGUUUUACUACAAUAUAAAAAUCAGAUCGUGUGCAUUUUCAUAUU